CUUCGCUUAUAUCGUAUCAUCCUUCCCAUCAUUCUUCGUUUCAACCUCGCAAAAUGACUACAACUGAAUCAUCAACAAGAUUGGUUACUGUAGAAUCAACAGCAACAAUUAUUGAAGGAACGGAAGUUGACAAUGUGAAUCGGGACUCGUUGUUCCGACGGUGCGUGUUGCAAGGGGCAUGGGAAGAAUACGUCAUUCCGGCAUAUAAAAACAACAGCGACUUCCACAAAAUAAAAAUCAACGAAAGCAGAGGCACUGCACUUCACGUGGCAGUGAAUGAUGGCAGAAUGGAACUUGUUAAUAAACUUGUUGGUGCAAUCUUGGAGCACGAAGGUAGGGAAGUGGUGAGCGAUGAAAGUGCACUGAAAUCAACCAAUGAGAGAGGGGACACUCCUUUGCACCUUGCAGCAUCAAGAGGGUUCAUUGAUAUGUGCAAGUGCAUCAUAGGGAAACAUGGGGAAAGGAAGGAAUUGAUCAAGGUAAAGAACAACAAGGGUGAGACACCUCUCUUCCGUGCUGUGGCCACAUACCACAAAAAGACCUUUGUGUACCUCUAUCAUGCUUCCAAGGAUUUAGAUGUUUCACUUACAAACAAUGAGGGUGAUACCAUCCUUCACCGUGCCAUUUGGGGUGAAUUAUUCGAUUUGGCAAUUAUAAUAACUCAUUGCUAUCCUGGUCGACUUGUUGACACACGAAACAAAGACGGAGCCACUCCUCUCAAAGUUCUUGCCAGCAAGCCUUCGGCCUUCAAGAGUGGAAGGAGUCUCCCAUGGUGGAAGCAAAUUCUAUAUUAUUGUAUACUCGUAGGACAUCUAGACGGUAAAAAAGCAAUAAAAUCAUAUAAGGAGAAAAUUGAUAAAGCUGGGGACCUAGGCGAAGUCACAAUACAGGUUGAAAGUGCAGCCCAGAAAGCACGUACUAUGAGAAGAGCACAAACUUUUGUCGGACAAAAGUAUGCCACUUCUGUUCGGUGUGCAAAGAACGUUGUUCGACUAGCAUUUGAAGGCCUUAGCCUAUCAGGUUUGGGUGUCACCCCACGGGACUUCAAAGCAAUAAGGAAGAUCAAACAAAAGCACAAAUGGAGUCAUCAGCUCUUGGAUGUUUUUAUGGAAACACCUUCUGAGUCGUACAUAGGAAAUACUGGAGAUCCACCAUUUAAGAAAUAUGACGGAAAGGAAGACACAAGCAUGGCAAUUCCAUGGAAAACCAUUAUUACUCUGCAACAGUUAGAAAAAGUCAAAGAAGAAUUUCCAAAGGAGGCAGCAGAUUGCUCAUCAGAGAUGAUGCCAAAACAAGAACAUGAUACUAACAAAAAGGAGACUGCAUUUAUGGCCGCAGCGAAAAACGGCAUAGUCGAAAUUGUGUUUGCUCUUCAAACUGCAAUACCAAGUGCCAUACAUGAAACUAACUGUAACAAUGAAAACGUAUUGCUUGUGGCAGUGAAGAAUAGGCAAACUGAGGUUGUUGAGGAGUUGCGGAAGAGUUUGAAUAAGAAACUCUUUGUUAGCCUAAUUUUAGUAGUGGAUAACAAGGAGAACACUGUGUUACACUUGGCGGCAGGUACAACAAGCAACAGCCAAAUGACUUGGCAGAUUGCUGGUACUGCCAUGCAAAUGAUGUGGCAUAUAAAGUGGUAUGAGUACAUCAGAGAUUUAGUGCCAGAUCAUUUCUUUUUUAUAAACAACAAGGAUGGCGAAACCCCAUGGGAAAUCUUCGAGCAAAAACACAAGGACCUGAUAAAAGACAGUUCGGAGUGGCUAAAGGAGACAUCAAAUUCUUGCUCGGUUGUGGCAGCUCUCAUUGCUGGGGUUUCCUUUGCAACAUCAAGCACUGUCCCUGGAGGCACCGACCAAGGUAAACCUACAUUGGAAGGCCAACCGGCGUUUGAUGCAUUUGCCAUUGCUUCGCUAAUUGGGCUUUCCUUCUCCGUCACGGCUCUCAUAAUGUUCCUCGCCAUACUCACUUCUCGUAAACAAGCUGAAGACUUUCGCAAGAGCUUGCCAUUAAAGCUUCUCUUUGGCCUAACUUCUCUUUUCGUGUCCAUUGCUUCAAUGCUAGUUUCUUUUUGCGCUGCUCAUUUCUUUGUGCUUAAGGAUAAGUACAAGAACAUCUUAUUCCCCAUUUAUGGUGCCACUUGCUUGCCCGUGACCUUCUAUGCAGUGAUUCAAUUUCCGUUGUAUGUUGAUCUACUUAAAGCUAUUUUUAAGAAGGUGCCACAACGCGCCAAAAGAUAAGGGUUGCCAUUUUUGGUUCUUCUUACUCCAUCCUCCUUGAUCAAUUUAAACAGAUCACUAGUUUAAUUGGAAUGUUUGUACCAGACUAAUGUCUUAUCUGUAUUUAAUUAUGUCUGGAAAACAGUAUACCAAUUUCAUAUUUUGGUGGUUGUAAUUUGCUUGCAUUGUAUAUCAUCUCAUUAUUAAUAGCCAUCAUCAGAU
Molecule: messenger RNA, 2435 nt
Organism: Glycine soja
Lineage: Eukaryota; Viridiplantae; Streptophyta; Magnoliopsida; Fabales; Fabaceae
Exons: 8
Coding region: 54-2234 (726 amino acids)
Molecular function (GO): protein binding
Source: RefSeq, a predicted model, not a curated record